AGCAGCCCUUAUUGGACAACAAAGUUCGUAGCUAGUGCACUUGGAUCGUUCGCAUUCUCUUUUUCUUUUCAUUGUUCUCCCUCAUUUCCCUCCCGAGUCCUAACCCUUUUCCAACAUCUCACCCGCCCGCCGCCCCUUCUUACGAAUCCGAACCCGCUUCAACACUGACUGGACUUCCACUCCCACGGAAUCCACGGUGUAAACCGCACUCCACCACAAAUUCCAACCAACGGUGAACCUGAACACACCCCUUGUCCACCCUUGCCCCGUGCCGGCAUUAUCGCGCGCGCCGGCCAUGGAGAAGCGUACAAGGCGCCUCGGUCACAAGAAAUCGAGGAACGGAUGCCAGCGCUGUAAAGCACGUCGCGUCAAGUGUGACGAGGAACGCCCGUGUCAGAAGUGUGUUGCCCAUGGUGCACACUGCAGUCUCCUCGAUCGUCCCGCAUCGGUAACGGCGCCUCUCACGCCACCCGCCGCAGCCAAGCUCGCUCAACAUGAGCAGCGAUACGCACCCAUUCAGGCAGCGGCGGCGGCGACGACUUCGUCAACUUCGUCUUCGAAGCUGUCAAGCCAUGGCAUGCAAGAAGCGGCGAGUGAAGCAGGUCUCACCCCCAACACUGCAGUGAGCAGCACUUCUCCCUAUCCCGGGGGUGAAGCGGCGCCAGACCCUCGCAACCCCGCCACAGAUCCCUGGGAUCUCUCGGAGGAUUGGCUACAGAGUUUACGCCUGAUGCACCACUACAGCACCAGUACCCGGCACGUCCUGCCAAAGGAUGCCUGUACCGAAGAACUCUGGAAGACGGCUAUACCCGAGAUGGCUUGCUCUCACAAAUUCCUCAUGCAUGGCCUAUUGGCCUUGUCCGCCCUCCACUACGCCCAUGUCCACCCACAGGAGCGGAAAAAGUACGACAUCAUCUCUGUGAACCACCAGAACGAGGCGCUGCGCUUCUUCGCCCUCCGUCUAAACGACAUCAACAAGGACAACUGCGAGGCCUACUUCUUCCUAGCGACGCUCAUCUUUAUCGUAAGCAUCUGCUCCGUCGCACACAGCGAGAGCUUUGGUAGGUCCAUCGCCCUCAGCGACGUCUCGCAGUCCUUCUCGCUCCUCCACGGCGUCAAGGGCAUCCUCGACUUCCAGCCCAUCGAAGCCUGGAGGCAGCGCGGGGGUCCCCUCGACGGCCUGCUGCGCCCACCCGUACUAACGCAGGGCGGCUGGGUGUCGACGUCGGCCUUCCAGAAGCGUCUCGACGCCAUCACCUCACUGGCGAGAGAAGUGCCCGCGUCCUUCACCGACGUCAUCAACCCGCAGUCCGUCUGCGUGUUGGCGCUCGAGGGCCUGCGGAGGGCGCACCAGAUGAGCAGGGGCGAGGGGGAGAAGCCCGGCGGGGUGUGGGGCUGGUCGGCUACCCUGCCCGCCAUGUUCAUCGACAUGGUUGCCAGCGGGCAUCCUACGGCGCUCGUCAUCCUGGCGCACUAUGCCGCGCUGGCGAAGCCGUGUGAGAAGGCCGACUGGCUUUGCGACGGGUGGAGCGGCGCGGUGAUGCGCUUGAUUGAGAGGACGUUGGAGGAUGAGUGGAAGCCGUGGAUCGAGUGGCCGAAGCGCAGCGUCUUUGAGAGGAUUGACGUUGAUGAUAUGGAAGUUUGAAUUGAUACCCCAAUCGCUAAAAUUUCGUCUACAACAAAUCCCUGAAAAUGAAUAUCAAAAAAGUGGCCAAUUCCAGAGUCAUCAUCAAGAUCAUCGGCGCUAUGUACAUUGGAUGCUGCCAUUUUCAAGAUGACUUUUCUGUCAAGGAGUCCCGAAGAAGCAGACAGGGUGGCCCAUGGCUUCAAAGUAAAUCGCUCGUUACUCCGCACUCUUCUGGGUUGAAAGCAACGUGUUGCUGCAAAAAGUCGAUUCCCCUCAAGUCUCGUAUCCGUAUCCGUAUCACAACUUUCGCU
Colletotrichum acutatum is the source of this 1938-nucleotide messenger RNA. RefSeq names its product fungal Zn binuclear cluster domain-containing protein. NCBI's taxonomy places the organism in Eukaryota, Fungi, Ascomycota, Sordariomycetes, Glomerellales, Glomerellaceae. Gene Ontology annotation, molecular function: DNA-binding transcription activator activity, RNA polymerase II-specific; zinc ion binding. The coding region runs from base 296 to 1645 and encodes 449 amino acids. The record is from RefSeq and is a predicted model, not a curated record. The transcript has 4 exons. Gene Ontology annotation, biological process: regulation of transcription by RNA polymerase II.